This is a messenger RNA of Aureobasidium vineae, 1698 nucleotides long. NCBI's taxonomy places the organism in Eukaryota, Fungi, Ascomycota, Dothideomycetes, Dothideales, Saccotheciaceae. The record is from the annotation of a GenBank genome assembly.
AUGGUCCGCAUAGGAACCCCGCCUCAAGACUUUCGAGUCUUUCCUUCUACCUUCGGACAAGAGACACUCAUACCCGUGCCUGACGGCUGCACAAAAGAUGAUCCAACCAACUGCGGCAACCUACGAGGUGCGAUGCCUUUCCAGGGCGAUGUCAGCAAUGGUUUCUUGAGCAACGCUUCGACGACCUGGGACGACAUUGGAAUCUAUACAACAGAUUUGGAGACAAACAUCGGCAUCAACGCGAACGGUGCAUACGGAUUCGAUACCAUCGGUCUGCAAGUCGAGAACUCGGGAGGUAUCCAACAGACACACCAGGUCGUCGCAGGAAUUGCCGAUAAAGGCUUCAUGUAUGGUGUCUUUGGUUUAGGACCAAGGCCGUCAAACUUCUCAGUCUUGUCGGAUCCACAGCCCUCGUUCUUGACAUCCCUGAGGCAGAACAACACCAUACCUUCCAAGUCCUUUGCCUAUACCGCAGGCGCUUCAUACCGUACGUCGCACUUUCUCUAUCAAUGUAACCCACUGACAUGGUACAAGGANUACAGCAAGGUUCUCGGCAGUCUGACCCUCGGCGGCUACGACGAAUCACGUAUGAACGGAAACGGCACCAUCUUCCCCUUCGCCUCGGACGACUCGAAACCACUCCAAGUGGGCGUCACCCAAAUCACCGCUCGAAACACACUUCUCGGCACCACAACCCUAUAUUCUACAGGCUACUUCUCGCUGGUCGACAGUACAGUCCCACACAUCUGGAUGCCUCGAGCGGCGUGCGACAAUUUUGCGUCCAACUUCGGUUUGACAUACGACAAUCAAACGGAUCUAUACCUAAUCAACGACACCAUGCAUACGAAGCUUCAACAACUAAACCCGACCAUCAUCUUCAAACUAUCUCCACAAACCACAGAUGGAGGCCCAAGUAUCAACAUCGUCCUACCCUACGCGAGUUUCGAUCUACAAGCGAGCUACCCAUACUACAGCAAUAGCACGAAAUAUUUCCCUAUCCGAAGGGCGGCGAACGACACACAAUACAUUCUCGGACGCACAUUUCUGCAAGAAGCAUACCUGAUAGCCGACUAUGAACGCAACAACUUCACCAUCACACAAGCUGCGUUCGCGAACCCCAUGCCUGCGCAGAACCUCAUUUCUAUCCUACCACCCGGCGUCAACGCAACAAAUUCAACAGGAGGUGACAAUGGCGUAGUCACCAGACCAUCACCAAUCCUCUCACGUAACGUGAUCAUCGGCAUCGCUGUAGGCGUUGUCGCAGGUGCUGCCCUCGUUUGCUUCAUCUUCGCCACAGUCUUCUACAUCCGUCGUCGACGCCGUCAACGCCUGGCACAAGCCCUUCUCCAUGACCAUCCAGAUUCUGACGACUCGACACCAUCAACCCAUCUUUCUCCACCCGCAGAAGUAGACGCAACUGUAAAGCUAGAACUGCCUAGUGACUCAGAAGCUGCCCUGAACGAGAUGCCCGCGGGCAACGAAAAGUAUGGAUGGCAACCACAUGAGGUGCAGGGAAGUAAGGUGCAGCCUAGAGUUGAGAUGAGAGGAGGUUGGGAACCUCCAGAAUUGGAUGGCAGAAGUUUGAAAGAUGGAACGAGAGGUGGUGUUUACGAACUCGAGGGUAGUGAGCCUGUGCAAUCACCACCAAGGGAGGACACAAGGCAAGAGGGGCGCACUAGAUUUUCUUGGGAACGGUGA